Molecule: messenger RNA, 1326 nt
Organism: Cetraspora pellucida
Lineage: Eukaryota; Fungi; Glomeromycota; Glomeromycetes; Diversisporales; Gigasporaceae
Source: the annotation of a GenBank genome assembly
AUGGAAGACAGCAACGCAAAUGCAAAAAGAAAGCGUACACUUGACAUUGUAGUCGAUUCACCUAAUAACUUAGAUUUGGAUACUUAUAUUGCGAAUUAUAAAGGACAUACCAAAGUUGAUCGUUUACUCUUUAUAGCAAAACGAUGUCCUCCUCUACAGAUUGAUGCGUACAAGCUUGCUUUGCAAGAACUACGCGAUAACUCUUUAGAUCAUACUAAAUAUCUCAACACUGCUAAUAAACUUAAUGAAGUCUUGGCUUCUCAAGGUUAUCCAUCUUAUCCUGUGGAUAACGCGUGGGUUGAAACGACUCAAAAACGUGCAAAGACAACUUUGGAAAGGUUAGAGGUUGAAUUGAAGAAUUUUAAAAAUAAUUUAAUAAAAGAAAGCAUAAGAAUGGGUCAUAAUGAUCUUGGUGAUCAUUAUUAUCAUUGCGGAAAUCCUACUAAUGCGUUAAAGUGUUAUUCAAGAACAAGAGAUUAUUGUACUACAUCAAAGCAUGUUAUAGAAAUGUGCUUGAACGUGAUCAAAGUAUCCAUCGAAUUGGGUAAUUUUUCUCACGUACAUAGUUAUGUUAUCAAAGCUGAGUCUACUCCAGAUAUUCAACCUGUAGUGCAAGCAAAACUUAAAGUUGCUGCUGCGUUGGCGCAUCUUGACAGUAACAAAUAUAAGCAAGCUGCGAAUUUGUUCUUGGAAACUAGUUUUGAGAUUUCUCAUCCUCAAAAUAAUUAUUCUGAGGUCAUCUCUCCAAACGACAUAGCUGUGUAUGGUGGUUUAUGUGCACUUGCUUCUUUUGACCGUAAACAACUUAAAAAACAAGUGAUCGAUAAUACGGAAUUUAAACAAUUUCUUGAACUUGAGCCUCACAUACGGGAACUCAUUUAUGGAUUUUAUAACUCAAAGUAUUCAAUUGUGCUGGAUAUUUUAGACAGAUGGAAGAAUGAUUAUCUACUUGACCUUCACUUGCACAACCAUGUAGAAAGCCUUUAUGAAAAUAUUCGUAAAAAGGCACUGGUACAAUAUUUCAGUCCUUUCCUUACUGUAGAUAUGAAUAAAAUGGCACAAUCUUUCGGAACCACAGUUCCAAAGCUAGAAAGAGAACUUGCCAAGCUGAUCACAGAAAACCACAUUCAAGCACGAAUUGACAGUCAUAAAAAGAUUCUAUGCGCCAAACAACAAGAUCAUCGUAGUGGCAUAUUUCAAAAGUCAUUGAAGAUGGGUGAUGAUUUUGAACAAAGUACUAAUGCAAUGUUACUUCGUAUGAAUUUGUUGAAAAUGAACCUUAUCGUGCAAACAAAUCAGAAGGGAGAAGGAAGUAGGCGUCAUUAA